UGGAGUGACGGUGACCAAUGGACCAAAGUUCACAAUCUUAUCGAUAUGUCUGUGAGACACCCGUGGCUUGGACGAGGUGGCUUUGAGGAUGUUAUUCAUGAAGAGGCCAAGAACCUUGCCACUGAAUUAUACGCGGAGAAAUGCAUUCCACUCAACCCUAGGGCUAUCCUCACCAAAGCUGUCCUCAACAUCUUGUGUGGAUUUCUGUUAGGUCAAAGAUUUGACACUGAUAAGGAGGAAGGAAGGGGGUUACUCAAUUCUUUGAAGUCUGUAUGCAACAUUUCGCCUUUAAAGCUACCCCACAAUUAUCUUCCACUGGCCAGCCUGUUUAUGUCCUCCUCUAACUUACACUCUAUGACGGCCUCCAAUGUCCAGCUGAAAUCGUUCCUGGCUAAAGCGUUGGUCAAGGAGAAGGAUACUUUCAUGGCUACGGACCUACGUCAUUUCGUUGAUUUCUGGCUAAAAUCGAAUCUUGAUCGCAAAGGAGACCCUAUCCUAUCUGACGACACCCUAAUACAGACAUUGGUGGACGUGAUGGUUGGAGGGCUGGAGCCGACGGUUAACACUCUUCUUUGGUCACUUUUAUACAUGGUUCGCUAUCCAGAAGUACAGACGAUGUGCAGGCAUGAUAUUCACAAGGUGUCUAAAACCCGAGAUCUGACAUGGGAGGAUCGCGACCAGGUUCCAUUCGUCAUGGCGACACUUCGAGAGGUUCAACGCAUCAGCAACGUCUUACCCCUCAGUAUUCCUCACACCACUAACGAGGACGUAGAAUUGGGAGGGUACAAAAUACCCAGUGGAUAUAUGGUUCUAUUUCAUCUCUAUUCGUCGCACAUGGACACAUCUUACUGGAAACGGCCGACGGAGUUCCGACCGGAACACUUCUUAGAUUCUAACAGUCAACUCACCAACCAUGACGACUUCUUUCCCUAUGGCCUUGGAUCCAGAUGUUGCCCUUUCUCUGCACAAGCUGACAAAACAUUGUACGUAUUAUUUGCCAGUAUAUUAAGAAAAUUCAAACUGAACCCGGAAGUUAACAGAGUGCCAUCGACGGAAGCGGAAGACGGAGCCUAUCGCUGUCCACGUCCUUAUACACUGGUCUGUGUUCCUAUCGAUUGAUAAUCCUGACAAAACGAUUGGAUUAGCAACAUGGAAGUAUUGAAUGACUUGUGGCUUUGUUUCUCAAUAAAAAUAUGGUGGAGUCCAGAAUUAAAUAGGCGCUUAAAGGAUGUGAAGCCAUCUUUAAAAAAAAUCUGAUACAACAUAUGAUCAUGUAAAACCCCCUAUCACGACUGCCGUUUGUUAUACCGACACUAAUGAACCUUAAAGUUACAAUGAAGAGAAGAAACUUUCUGCAAUAUGAAGCACAAAGCAAAAAUACUAUAGCAAUGCUAUAUUCUAGCGUGUUUCAUUAAGUAUUGGAUGUGGACAUUUCAAGUUGAGGUGCAAGAACGAAAGCUGAUAUGAAAACAUGUUACACCUGCCAGCAUAACAGGAAACUUGUUUCUAGUUUAUUUAUAAGCUGUGUCGUUAUUCAGAUUAUAGUGCCAUGCAUGUGGUAAAGAUGUGCGUGGUCUGUGAGACAUUUUAGGAAUAGAAUUUUGUGCUGCUGUGUAUGUCAGAUCAUUAAAGAUCAGCAUAGUUAGCUAACAGUCUGACUCCGGUUGAUUUAUGAAUAGGACCAUUCUAAGUAUGCUUUAGAAUAUUCUCGGGUCAAUAUAUGAUAAUCAAUGUCUUUUUCGUAAUGAGAACUUACCGCAAGGCGGCAAUUUUGCUUUUAUGUUAUUCACCCAUCAUCAAAAUCUCCAAGUUUGCAAUAAAAACUCAUGGAAUUUAAAGGAAGUAUAAGAACAUGAAUUCAUAUUUAUAAUGGCACAUCUAUAUGUUUGGAUUUGUCGUUUAAGAGACUAACUUACUAGAAAAUAGUUUAG
Messenger RNA from Ylistrum balloti, 1931 nucleotides. RefSeq names its product cytochrome P450 2J5-like. The record is from RefSeq and is a predicted model, not a curated record. The transcript is spliced from 7 exons. Gene Ontology annotation, molecular function: oxidoreductase activity, acting on paired donors, with incorporation or reduction of molecular oxygen; monooxygenase activity; heme binding. Lineage: Eukaryota; Metazoa; Mollusca; Bivalvia; Pectinida; Pectinidae. The coding region runs from base 46 to 1119 and encodes 357 amino acids.